GUUAACUUUUCACUGAACUAUGAAGACAUGUUUAUUUUCUGUUUUCUGAAAAGCAAAAAUUUUUAUUAAUUUUUAUUCUUAUGUAAAUUACAAUUACAAGUGAAUUAAAAAUUCAUGUGCUGACAGGCGAUUAUUAGCUCAGUAUUUAAUAUUUUGGUAAAAUAAUGGAAGUAAUCUGUCAACUCCAUGUUCUUUAUAUCAUAAGUUUUUGAUAAAAAGAAUAACAGAACAAUACUAUGUUCAGAAGGCUUUAUCGGAUGGUCAAUCUAAAUAAUUCAGUCUGAAAUUUCUUUUUGAAUAUGAAUACCAGCAGUCCUAUACAAAUCCACUUGGAUAAUGGUUCUUACAAGACAACUACACCAUCUGAAAUAUCUUCAGUUGAUUACAACUACAUCUUAGGAAUUGCUUAUGUGUUUGUUCAGACAACUAUAUGUUCAAUUGGAUUUAUAUUGAAUCUAGUCAAUUUCAGUGUAUUUAUAUGCAGGAAGUUUUCAGCUUCUGCUUAUAUCCUAAUGACGGUAUUAUCGCUUGCUGAUGCAAUAACCUUAGGAGUGAGAAUACCUCAAGGUUGCAUUUUCCUUCCACAUCUAAGUCAUCAUGCAACUGAUGCAGCUAUAUAUAUUUACAUGUACAGUAUAUAUGUGGAAACUCCAGUGUCAAACAUGACGGAAAAUAUCAGUGCAUGGUUAACUGUAGUACUCGCUAUUGAACGCUAUGUAAGUAUGAAACAUUGGUCCCUUUCCAAAAGAUACUUCACGCGCAGAAAUACACGUCAACUAAUCGGUGUUAUAUGUAUUGUAGCAUUCAUUUUUAACAUUCCAUAUUUUGCAAUUCAAACAGUAUCUUUAAAGCAAGUGAACGGUGUGUUAGAACUACGCAGUGACUUCACAGAAUUCUCACGGUCUACAUAUUAUGCGUUUUAUUCAUGGCUACGCAUUGUAUGCGUACAAAUUAUCCCUUUAUGUUUUCUAUGUUUAUCAAACUGUCUCCUAUUUAUUCUUGUAUCUCAACACAAUCGCCGAUUCUCGGGCAGACCAAAUAGCAAUGUGGAGAAUACACAAAAAAACUUGAGUGGAAAAAAUUUCAAAGGAAGGAACAUAAGUGAAAGUCAAAUUCAAGCAGACUUUGCAUCACAAGAUAGGUGUGUAGAUAGCUGCAAACUUUAUUCUAGUCAAAAGUCGCACAAAUCAUCAAGUCAGUCUUCUCCAUUGUCUGCAGAUGCUGAUGUGCAAACAUUAUCCACUAAAUCAAAUGAAAUCGAAUUAUCUUGCCGAAAUGAAAAUAAUAAUAAUAAUGAUAGUGUAAAAAGCAAAGAAAUAACAUCAAAACUUCGUUCAAAAAGACGACAAAACACUCAAUUAAAAUUAACAAUCCUACUGAUCGGAGUUAUUUUAUUGUUUUUAACUGGGCAGGUACCUCAAGCAUUAGCUUAUGUCAGAGUUUUCACUACACUAGGUGUAUGUUCAAUGGAACAGAUACAAACUUGUGUAGCAUAUCAGAUGUAUCGAAUGAUAACAAUUAACUUGGCUCAGUUUGCUUUUGCAUCAACAUUUUUCCUAUACUUAUUUCUCAACAGGGAUUUUCGUGAAACACUUAGGUAUACGUAUUGUCAUUUUUGCCCAUUUUGCCUUAAGCAAAAUGAUAGUGGACAACGUGCACCAAGAGAAACAAAUUACAUCAGUGAGCAAGCUUCUAAUUAUCACAAAAUUUAAAGUAAAAUAUCAGUUUCUUUUGUCAUAUUUUAUAUUUAACUAUACUAAAUUAUAUACUUGUAUAUUUUUUCUGUCAUUGUAAUUACUUUCAUUAAAAAUAUAUAUUAUGGUAGUAAACCAAGGGAAAAUGAGAUAAUUAAUCAAGACUGAAUUUAGUUACAUAUAUUGACAGUUUUCAAACUCCAAAGCGGUGAAAUCAAUCACCACUUAUUUUGUACAAAUAUAUUCAGAAAUAAAUCUAAUUGGA
Messenger RNA from Trichobilharzia szidati, 1959 nucleotides. The record is from the annotation of a GenBank genome assembly. Lineage: Eukaryota; Metazoa; Platyhelminthes; Trematoda; Strigeidida; Schistosomatidae.